Molecule: messenger RNA, 240 nt
Organism: Aspergillus aculeatus ATCC 16872
Lineage: Eukaryota; Fungi; Ascomycota; Eurotiomycetes; Eurotiales; Aspergillaceae
Product: proteasome regulatory particle lid subunit SEM1
Exons: 2
Coding region: 1-240 (79 amino acids)
Biological process (GO): double-strand break repair via homologous recombination; mRNA export from nucleus; proteasome assembly
Cellular component (GO): proteasome complex; proteasome regulatory particle, lid subcomplex
Source: RefSeq, a predicted model, not a curated record
AUGUCCAGCACCAGCACCCAACCCCAAGACAAGGCCGAACCCAGCCAACAGCCCCAACAACAACAAAAGCCCUCUGUCCUGGAAGAAGACGAUGAGUUCGAGGAUUUCCCCGUGGAAGACUGGCCCCAAGACGAAACCGAACAAGGCACCGCCACCGCCAACGGCACCGACGCCCACCUGUGGGAGGAAAGCUGGGACGACGACGACGCCGCCGAGGACUUUUCGAAACAGUUGAAGUAG